CAUGAGCAGAGGGAUGGCACAGUGACAAAUACAGCCAAGGGGGAGGCCUGUACAGUGGAGCUAAACACUGGAUAUCUGGACUGAUGUACACCAUGUUAUAGGAAAUGCGAGGCUUGGAUGACACAGGAGUUGCUGUGCGUGUGCGCGGCAUGGCAGAAUGAGCGCUGCUGGGAUAUGGACGUGCCGGUAGACCUCGGGGACAGCUGUGGCAUUCCCUGGGUGAGAAACUGACGUAGUGGGAGGACCUUUGUGGUUCCUCUGUCUUUCCAGCCCCAGCCUAACCAUGAAUGUGGCCCUCCUGGCCCUAAGACUGAUGUGCUUGGCCUGGCUGUGGCCUGUCACCCAGCUCAGCAGCCACCACUUCCCAAACAAGAGGAGACACAAGGCGUUAUAUCUUGGAGAGAACACCAAGCCAAAACAUGGAGGACGGGUGGACGUGAAGAUGAAAAAGAUGGACAGCACCAAGUCCAUGCUAAUUAAAUCUGAGCAGCUGCUUCGUAUCGACGACCAUGAUUUUGCAAUGCGGCCAGGCUUCGGAGGUUCAGCUAUUCCUGUUGGCAUAGACGUCCAGGUGGAGAGCAUUGACAGUAUAUCUGAAGUGAACAUGGAUUUCACCAUGACCUUGUACUUGAGGCACUACUGGCAGGACGAUCGGCUGGCCUUCCCCUCCAGCAGCAACAAGAGUCGCACCUUCGACGCCCGUCUGGUGAAGAAGAUUUGGGUUCCUGACGUGUUCUUCGUCCACUCAAAGCGCUCUUUCAUCCAUGACACAACCAUGGAGAACAUCAUGCUGAGGGUUUAUCCUGAUGGGAAUAUCCUCUAUAGUGUCAGGAUCACUGUGACUGCUCUUUGUUCAAUGGACUUCAGUAGUUUCCCACUGGACACACAGAAUUGUUCUCUGGAGCUGGAGAGCUGCUGGUAUAAUCGGCUCUACAUAAACUUCAUUCUCAGGAGGCACAUCUUCUUCUUCAUGCUCCAGACGUAUUUUCCUACCAUGCUGAUGGUGAUGCUGUCCUGGGUGUCCUUCUGGAUAGACAGGAGGGCCGUGCCUGCCCGUGUUUCUCUGGGCAUCACCACAGUCCUGACAAUGUCCACCAUCAUCACUGGUGUCUCAGCCUCUAUGCCGCAGGUGUCUUAUGUCAAAGCCGUAGACAUCUACCUGUGGGCUAGCUUCCUCUUUGUCUUCUUGUCUGUGAUUGAGUACGCUGCCGUCAACUAUUUCACCACCGUGGAGGAGAUGAAGAAGCUCAAGGGGGCAAAGGUCCCUGCUUCCUUCAGUGCCACCCAGGCUAUGGCCUAUGAUGGGUGUUUCCACGACAACGACAUUGACCUGGCCUCUUUUCCAGAGGUCAGCAGCACGCCCAACACAGAGGGGGCCAUCCCGUCCAGGAACUCCACUGUUGACUCCCCACCCACGGAGGGCACCCGGCUGCGUCGCAAGCACCCGCUGAAGCAAAACCUCAGCUUCAUCAUGAGCAACAGCUACAUGAUCGACUCCUACUCCAGAGUCAUAUUUCCCAUGGCGUACCUGAUUUUCAACAUCAUUUACUGGAGCUUGUAUGCGUAGAGCAUACAUGCAACUCUUUGCUGUGCAGCGGAAUAUACUUUUUUCUUGGCUGUGCAGAAAAACAUCAAACAGGCUGCAAUAACGCACUCAUGUUCUCUACCAAAUCUGCUGACCUAUCGAAUAUGACCUUAACUUGUGCACACUGCCCAUCACUGUGCACUGAUAUCUUGCAUCUUCCUGACAUCGUCGGUCAAGAAGACCACGGCUGUAACUUGGAGAAAGUCUAGGUUCAAAUGUUGCAGCGUAAUCCUACCUAAAUGCAUUGCACUGGCUAUUAUUUUGUGUGUGUUUGUGUGUGUUCCAGGCUGUGUGUGUGUUUUAUAACAGACAAAACAGAGUCUUAACCAAAAUAUAUGUACAUUUCUAGAUUAUUAUUUUAUGGAUAGAUUAGAUACAUAGUAACUAAUUGUAUAAUUAUUGCAAAAACCUGUUGAAAAAUAAACAUAAACUGUUAAAAGAGUG
Molecule: messenger RNA, 2029 nt
Organism: Myripristis murdjan (pinecone soldierfish)
Lineage: Eukaryota; Metazoa; Chordata; Actinopteri; Holocentriformes; Holocentridae
Gene: gabrr3a
Product: gamma-aminobutyric acid type A receptor subunit rho3a
Exons: 8
Coding region: 284-1567 (427 amino acids)
Biological process (GO): monoatomic ion transmembrane transport
Cellular component (GO): membrane
Molecular function (GO): transmembrane signaling receptor activity; extracellular ligand-gated monoatomic ion channel activity
Source: RefSeq, a predicted model, not a curated record